Molecule: messenger RNA, 612 nt
Organism: Microcebus murinus (gray mouse lemur)
Lineage: Eukaryota; Metazoa; Chordata; Mammalia; Primates; Cheirogaleidae
Source: RefSeq, a predicted model, not a curated record
UACAAUGUAUGUGUUUCUGCCCUGAAUAAGGCUCCCUUGGAAACUUUUUAUAUCCGUUUUUAAAUAUACCUUUAGAACCACUUUUACUAAUUGCUGUUGGAACUUCACAGCGAUAAUUCUCUUAUUUUUCGACUUAGUUUUUAAUAUUACACUACUCCACAUUUCUGAAACUGAAGAAGCUACAGCCUCGGUGCUAUGCAGGGAGGAUACACAAGAGCAGAAUAUCCAUGGCACGUCUUUCUGGAGCCUCAAUUUUACUGUAAGAUUUGGAAGAAACAAAUGCAUCAGAAGCGAUCCCAGUACCUUCGCACAGCCAGCCUCUCCUCAAAAGACUCUCCAGAGAAAAGGGCCACCCGGACCAUCCUGCUGCUGGUGAGUUUCUUUGUGGUCAUGCACUGGGCGGACUUGAGCAUCUCAUCCUCUUCAAGCUUUUUAAGGGCAUAUGACCCAGUUGUCCUGGGUGUGCAGAGGCUUGUGCGCAAUGUCUAUGCCUCUGUCAGUCCUUUGGUGCUCCUCACCUCUAAUAAAAGGAUAAUCAACAUACUGCAAAAUAUGCAGCAGCAGUGGCAUAGAUUUUUAACAAAUUAAUAAUUAAAAUAAUCUUCUCAAAAA